AUGUCUUUGUUAGAUAAAGUUGGUUUAUUUGAGAGUGAACAAUCAUAUAUAUCAAUAAUAUUCACAUAUAUUUUUCUUUAUGUAUCCAUAUUCUAUUUUCGAUAUUACCUUGACACAAACCGUUUACCUGGUCCAGUUCCCUUUCCGAUCGUCGGAAACUUACCACACUUGAUUCUCUCGUUACUUUACGCGAGAUUCAAUUUAUCCCAAGUGAUACAGAUUCUACACGUAAAGUAUGGAGAGUUAUUCCAACUAGAUAUUCCAUUCUCUUUCAGAGACCCGGUUGUUGUAAUUAGCAAUGCGCAAAUUGCAGACCUGCUUUUUGAUAGCACAUCGGUCGCGAAAAGUAAGUUUCAUCUUCGUACAAGUCCGAGGCAGGGAAUAGAUGAAUUGGGUAUAUCGAGAAAAGGAUUGUAUUUUAAUAAAGAUACGGAGAGUUGGGUUAGAAAUAGAAAGUUUCUCGCGAAUGGUAUUUCGUCGGUCGAUGUCGCUAAAGAUUGUGUGGUGUAUGCGAGAAAAGCAUUUAAAGAGAUGGAAAAAAGUUGGAUUGAAAUUGAAUCGUUCAAUGAAGAACAUUAUCGAGUUGCCAACGUGAAUAUACGUGAAUGGAUAUUUCGAUGGACAACCGACAUAAUAUUCAAAGUGACAACGAGUGAAAACGUCAAUUCAAUUCAGACAUAUAAGAAGACAAUACUUGAAACAAUUAACAUCGAUAACGAGAAAUCAGGCAUCAAUUCAUCAUUUAAGAAAUUGGCGAAAUCCUUAUCAAUCGCUAUUACCGAUGAUGAAUCUAGAUCUAGAAGGAUAAUCGACACCGAGAGAUUUAUACAAAAUAUACAAGAUUUUUUUCCAGCUGUAUGGACUUUCUUAGCAACGCCUAAAUGGACACGUGAUUAUGUGCCACAUGUUUCAACAAUGGCACGACGUUUCAAGGAAAGUUUGGGAAUGGUGAAUAAAGAGCUGGCAAAGAUUGUCAAGGAGAAACGUGAGGAGAUUAGAAUAAAUCGUAGCCAGGCUAAAGAAGUAAAGAUGGACUUUUUGACAAUGAUGAUUACUUUCGAAAAAGAUAAAGUGACACUUAGUGAUGAUGAUAUUCGAGAGAAUUUAUUGCAUACUAUGGCGGACGGAAUAAAUACCGUAAGUUAUUAUGGUGCGAAGACGAACCCUUUCCUGUGA
This is a messenger RNA of Ambispora leptoticha, 1176 nucleotides long. NCBI's taxonomy places the organism in Eukaryota, Fungi, Glomeromycota, Glomeromycetes, Archaeosporales, Ambisporaceae. The record is from the annotation of a GenBank genome assembly.